AUGUAUAAUCAAGGCAACUGGGAAGACGUAAAAAGUACAAUAGCAGAGAUAGUAAAAAAAAAUAGGAAUGAUGUGAUUUUAAUAGGUGGAGAUUUUAAUAUAAGAAUUGGAGAACUAAGUAUAGAAGAAGAGGCUUUAGAGUUAGGUAGGAAAAGUAAGGAUAAGACAAUAGGCAAUAAUGGGAGAGAUCUCGUAGAGUUUAUAAAUAACAUAGGUGGCUAUAUAUGGAACGGAACGUUUGAAGGUGACAGGGAAGGAGAAUAUACUUACAUUGGUGCUAGAAGUAAUACGGUUAUAGGCUAUGUUAUUACAUGUGAAAAUUGUAUUGAUAGGAUAAUAAGUUUUAGUGUAGUGGAUAGAGUGGACUCGGAUCACAUGUCUCUGACAGUGAAGUUGGACUCAGAAGAGGAACUGAUGGAGGAGGAUCUACAAGAUAUAGAAGAAAGGAGGACAAAAACUCUAUGGGACUUGGAAUCGAGACACCUGUACGAGGAAAAAACUGAGGUAGCAGAAUGGACGGAAAAUUUGGAAAAUGACUCAGCGGAAGAAAUCUGGAAAAAAUUAAAGAAGACGAUUCUGGAGGCGAUGGUGAAAAAAGAAAUAAGAUUGAAGAGAAGAAAAAUAGGAUAUAAGGAAUGGUGGAACAAGAGCUGUUCCAGGGAAAAGAGAAAAGCUCACAGAGCUCUGAAAAGCUGGAAGAAAGGUAAAAUUACGAGGGAAGUUUACCUGGAGUGUAAGGGCAAUUUAAAAGAGUUCCUGGAUAAUAGAUAUGCUAUUUGGAAAGAAGAAGAAGAACUGGAGCUGAGAAACCUGAGGAAUGCAGCUGAAGUAUGGAAAAGAGGUAAUGAAGUUACUCCUGAAGAGGAUGAGAUAGAAGAAGGAAAUGAGAAAGAGGAGGGGGUGCUGAUCAACGAAGAGUUAAUUGGAAGAGCAAUUGACAAACUGAAAAAUAAGAAGGCACCAGGAUUAGAUGGAAUUUCUAUGGAGGCAUGGAAAUACGGAGGUGCUGCUAUUAGGAAAGGGCUGACGGUAUUAAUAAAGAAGAUCUGGCUAGGAGAUAGUAUUCCAGAAGAUUGGAAGGCAAUCUCCCUGGAGGAGGAAUCAAUGGAGCUGAAGGCGCUGCCGGAGAGUCAAGGUAAUUUUAGGGAAGGAAGAGGAACGAUGGAGAACAUCUUUAUUUUGAAUCAUGUGGUACAAAGAGAGAAACUAAAGGAGGAUAAGAAGGUGUUCGCUUUAUUCGUGGACUUGAAAGCGGCUUUUGAUAAUAUAAAAAGGAAAGAAUUAUGGAACAUCCUAGAAGAAAUUGAUAUAAAGAAGCAAACAACUAGAAGACUGAAGAAGGUUUAUGAAGAGACGAAGGCGGUAGUGAAAACAGAAGGAAUUCUACAUGUUCAAAGGAGUUAG
This is a messenger RNA of Monomorium pharaonis (pharaoh ant), 1404 nucleotides long. RefSeq lists its product as uncharacterized. The transcript has 3 exons. The record is from RefSeq and is a predicted model, not a curated record. Lineage: Eukaryota; Metazoa; Arthropoda; Insecta; Hymenoptera; Formicidae. Bases 1 to 1404 code for a protein of 467 amino acids.